UUCCUUUUCCCGCCGUUUCUUCAAAUCAGUUCCCCACCGAGACUCAAACGCUUAGAGAGAGAAAGAUGAAUGCUCCGACGAAGAAAAAGAUCCAACAAAAGUGCGAAAUCAGAGGCUAUAAUAUCAAACUCGAAGCCGUUGACGAGAUCCUCUCCUUCGUCACUCGUUUCGAACUCACCAAACAAGACGAAGCCAUCGAUCUCGUCCUCGAUCAGCUUGAGCAGGAAUCCAUCAAAUCUACAGUAAUCGAUGUGGAGCCAGUUCGACGAGUGGUGAACUUGCUAUUGGAAGCCGGCGCGGAGGAGGAAACCUUUGAAACGUUUGCUUCAUCUUCUUCUUCCGCUAUUGUCGUCAUUGAGGUGUUCGACGUGUUCUACCAGCAAGUUCUUUUUUCUUUCUUGGUGUUUUGUUUCUGUUAACGAAUAUUCCUGCAAUUGUUAUGUGAAUGUUCUUGAAUCCUACUUGAUUUAGAAAUUUAGGGCAAGUGUAAU
This is a messenger RNA of Vicia villosa (hairy vetch), 491 nucleotides long. RefSeq names its product DNA polymerase epsilon subunit B-like. Gene Ontology annotation, molecular function: DNA binding. The record is from RefSeq and is a predicted model, not a curated record. The coding region runs from base 66 to 419 and encodes 117 amino acids. The transcript has 2 exons. NCBI's taxonomy places the organism in Eukaryota, Viridiplantae, Streptophyta, Magnoliopsida, Fabales, Fabaceae. Gene Ontology annotation, cellular component: epsilon DNA polymerase complex. Gene Ontology annotation, biological process: DNA-templated DNA replication; error-prone translesion synthesis.